This is a messenger RNA of Scaptodrosophila lebanonensis, 4842 nucleotides long. It is a transcript of the gene mus101, whose product is annotated as DNA topoisomerase 2-binding protein 1. Lineage: Eukaryota; Metazoa; Arthropoda; Insecta; Diptera; Drosophilidae. The record is from RefSeq and is a predicted model, not a curated record. The transcript has 3 exons. Gene Ontology annotation, biological process: DNA replication initiation; mitotic DNA replication checkpoint signaling; mitotic G2 DNA damage checkpoint signaling. Bases 43 to 4587 code for a protein of 1514 amino acids.
UAAAAUCAGUGGGAAAAACUAUAAACUUAACGUAAAAUAGUUAUGAGUGUGAGUUUAGACGGUACAAUAUGUGCGUAUUUUGUAAAAAACACAAAAGGCGACAAUACAAACAGUGCAGCAGUCGACCAAUUAGCCAGCGCUCUGACCCUCAUGCGAGAACAUUUGGACGCUUCGCAAAUUCGAGAAAUUAAGCCUAGUGAGGGGUAUACGCUGAUUGCUGCCGGUAGCCUAACCAAGAAGGAUGUCUUUGUGUUGGCUGUAUUCGAGGGCAAUUUCUUCGAGCAGCUGCAAAUGACAAAGGCCUUAGUGCUGGGACCGCCCUGUGUGCUGCACUGUCUCACCAAAUGCGAGCCAAUACCCUUGGGCACAAGUCCUGUCUACACGACUGCUAUGCGGGAUGUGCACAUCUCGGCUACUGGCAUUCCAGUCGACCAGAAAGAGCAGUUGAGCAAAUUGGUGCUCUGGAUGGGAGGCCACUAUUUCCAGAACUUUGGACGCACCAUUACGCAUUUAAUCUCUAAUACCAUCAAAUCUAAUAAAUAUGAGCAUGCGACUUUGAGCAAUGUGCCCGUAAUGCAUGUGGAUUGGGUGCAGUGCGUCUGGGAUCGCAGUUGCGUGGAUGUUGACAUAAAUGCCACCAACACUGAGUUCGACAAGUAUCGGCUGCCCACAUUCUUUGGCACCAACAUCACAUGCAGCGGUCUUGAAUCCAGCGUCAAGGACAAGAUCAUGCGUCUGGUCAAUGAGAACGGUGGCUGCUAUCAUCGCGCCUUUCGCUCCCAGCAAGUGGAUAUUGUCAUCACGGAGCAGUCAAAGACAGAUUCUGAGAAAUACAAAGCAGCUGUGCGCUUUAAGAAAGAUGUUCUGCGUCCGGAGUGGAUCUUCGAUAGUCAUGAACGUGGCUAUGCUCUACCCACCAAAAAGUACGAGGUGCGACCACGCAAACAGGUCUCCACGCCCACCAAACAAAGCGGGGCAAGUAAUCAAACAGUGGCAGAUCAUACGCAGCUCUCGGAUUUGUCGCGCAUCAGCUUUGUGUCGGGUGUCGCCCGGCGUAUGUGCAGCGAUGUGACCACCGUGAACGAAACUAUAAGCAGCCUGGCCAGCUCUCCAGUGGAGAGCAAUUCCGGCAUACCGUCAGCAUCCGGCAGUUCAAAAGACUUACUGAAGCAGGCCACCAGCUCUGGUGCACAGCAUUAUCAACAGACGCUGGCGGAGAUUUGCCCAAGCCAUGCCAAGAAGGCGGGCCCAUUUCUGGAUGGCUGUUGUGUCUAUCUGAGCGGCUUCCGCAGUGAGGAGCGGGAAAAACUCAAUCGGGUUCUCAACACUGGAGGUGCUACACGUUACGAUGAGGCUAACGAUGGCGUAACGCACAUUAUUGUGGGACAGCUGGAAGAUGCAGCCUAUAAACAAUGGCAACGCGAUGGCUUAGUGGGCUCUGUGCAUAUUGUCCGACUCGACUGGCUGCUUGAGAGUUUGAAGGCGGGACGGAUAGCCAAUGAAUCGCUGUAUCGUGUGUCCCUGCCACAGACGCGUGAGCCAGAUAUGGCCUCACCUGCAUCUAAGCGUACCCUGCGCUCCAUGAAUCACAGUUUCAAGCAACCCGGAUUGCCCAUCAAAAAGAAACUGUUCGAUAUCAAGGCGAAGCAAACCGCCGAGAGUGAUGAGCCGGAAGAACAACUACUCACACAUUAUUCACAGGAGCACGAGCCGGCGGCUAAGUUGCCACCAACAGCAGCAGCAAUGCUUGCAAAUGAAACUCAUGAUGCUAUCAUGCAGCCAGCGGCAUCAUCCACACAAGUGGGUGGCGAACUAAUUGUGGCUCAACCAAUGCCAACUGAUAAAUUGGCCGAGCAGGCUGCUGCUUUGGGGGACCUAAGCGCCAGCGUUCUGUCCAUUGAUUUCGAUAAGCUCGACUAUUUUAUGGGCGCCUCUAUCUAUGUGCACAAAGAGUCCUUCAAUGGCGAGUUUUACACUCAAAUGCUGAGCGAAUGUGAGGCGGCGCAAGGCAAUCUCGUCUCGCAGAACUUCUCUGAUCCCGUGGACUAUGCAAUUGUCUCAUUUGAGGUGGCGUUCGAUGUCAGCACGUUACCGGUAAAAGCGCGGCAUGUAGUGACGGAGCUUUAUAUGGAAAGUUGCAUGAAGCAGAACAAGUUGUUGCCCCUGGAAUACUAUCAUUGUCAUAUACCCCAUCAGGCCCUUAAUGAGCCCCUCAAAGGCAUGACAGUGGUGGUGUCCAUUUAUGCGGGUCUGGAGCGGGAUUUUAUCAACUCCAUAGCCUCACUAUUGGGCGCAAAUGUGAACAAGACGUUCAUAAAAAAGGAGAAGCCAUUGCUCGUCUGUCCUAGCGCUGAGGGCUCCAAGUAUCAGGGUGCUAUUAAAUGGAAAUAUCCUGUUGUCAACUCUGCCUGGCUAGUCGAGUGUGCCGAACGCGGAGAGAAGCUGCCCUACAUCAAUCAUCUGGUAGGGAAGAGCGCCACCGAUUUUCCUGAUUCACCGCGUCUCAAAGAGCGCAAUCAGUCCAAAAACCAGAGCUCGUCCAGCAAAACCCUAACCCCCGCUCCCAAUAACAAUGUGACCAUUACGCCCCCUAUUUCCAUUGAGGAAAUUGAGAAUCAGGAGGCCAGUAGCGUGGCUGUAGCAGCACCGAUGGUGCCGCCUCCAGCUUCUCCUCGACACGCGACACCAACAACGGCAGAAUUCACACCGCUGCGUAACAGGCGUGUCUCGGAACUUGCUCAUCCUGGUGCUAUGACACGUAGCGUCUCUAGACGUUCCAGUGGCGGCUCCGGGUCUGCUUCCGAUCAUGCGGCGCCGGACUCGCCGCGCACGCCGCUCAGUCAAAAUGGCGCCGCCGGUGGUGGCUAUAACUUUGACUUUCUGGAGAAAUUCAUUCAGCGUUUGAACUCGGAUGAAGACCGAGACUGCAUCCGUGAGAUUAUACGUGAAAUGCGUGAGAAUCAGACACCGGAGCUAGAACGCAUGCGACGAAUGGCCGCAACGCCGGGAAACAGACGUCUCCAACGCCCUCCGCCGGGUAUACCAGAUUUUUGUCUGACCCCAGAAUUUCAGCAACGUAUGGCCGAUGAUUUCGAGAGACGUUGGCGAUUGCCGGUGCAUAAGAUCUCACCGGAUACGCCCAUUGAGGUAAUACGGAAGCGUGUGAUGCGCAUUACCUGUGAAACACUGGGCAUCGAUUAUGAGGACGGCGAUGAGGCCAAACCCACCAAAAAUGUAGAAACGAAGAAAGCUUCACCGGCGGCAAAGAAAACGCCUGUCAACAAGAAAAUAAGUUCAACGGCUAAGGAUUUAAGGAGUUCAUAUGCAGCCCCGUUAUCGCCUUCAACAUCUUCAUCCUCAGCCCAAAGGAUGGACACAUUUACCCCCCUGCCGGGCUCACAUGUACGCCUUCGACCCGGACGCACACUCUUCGAGGAUUCACCGGGCACUACGUCUGGGGGGGCAAUCGUGCAUGAAGCUUCUCCCAAUGGCUCACAUUUCGUUCCCGGCACGCAAAGUCCAGGAGUAGCUGGGGCUCAGUCUGGUUUGGGACGGAGCACAAUUAAUUUUGACAAGAUCAGCUUUGAGGAGACCAAUCAGAACACUAUAACUGCUGGGGCAGUUACGGCCGAUGGCACAACCACGCUAGCCACCAAUUCACCCGAACUGAAGCAACUAACUGACUAUCUGAAGAAUUGUGCCUCGAAACGCAACAGUCUGAAACGCUCCCACAGUCGGGCGGAACGUGUGGAGCGCUCGAAACAUGGCGAGGAGAGCUAUAUGGAGAGCGAGGUGCAGUUUGUGCAGCCAUUCGAAAGCGAGGGCUUUAUGUUGGGCACUGAAGAGGCUGUUGGCUGGCGCGAUCCGGCCGAGUUCAAUGCGGCCAAGCGCCGAUCUACGGGCUCGCCGCGAAUGCAGCAUAAAGGAACGCCCUGCUUCAGCAUCUCCAGCUCCGACGACGAACAGAAGGCGGAGCUUAUCGAGAAGAUACGUAAGCUUGGCGGAGAGGUCUGCUCCAACUUGAUAAACUACGAUGCCAGCUGUACUCACUUCAUUUGCGAGCGACCCAAUCGUGGCGAGAAAAUGCUCGGCUGCAUGGCCGCUGGCAAGUGGGUCCUUUACACGAAGUACAUCGAGGAGAGCGAGUUGCGGGGCGCCUUUAUUGAUGAGGAGCUGUACGAGUGGGGCAAUCCGAAGGCUCAAAAUCAGCCAACUCUGGCUCCGGAGGAGCAGGUGAUUGCAACGGCCGUGCACCGGUGGCGUGUGGAGCUGAGUUUGAGUGGAGGCGGCGCCUUCAGUGAGCAUCGCGUCAUACUCAGUCUACAGGAAAAGAGCAAGGAUGCCAUCAAGAAUGUUUUGCGUGCCGGUGGAGGUUGCAUUUUGGAGCCUCGCUCACCCUUCAGCACCGAUCCGACAGCAGCCUCCGCCACUCACUGCUUUGUGGAUGCGAAGCGAGCGCCACUUGCGCCCCGAGAUUUCGCCUAUUUAAAGCAAAUCGGAGUCACCAUCAUGCAGCAGAUGUGCAUCAAUGCCUACCUGAUGGGUGGCCGUAACACGGACCUCGAGAGAUAUGAACUACAACAAUAGUCGCUGAAUCCACUCCCACCCAUAUUCUUGGUACAUAUGUACGCGCACAUACAUACUACAUAUACAAGUAUAACCAAUAUUGCCGAAGUCUGAUUCAGCUUUAGUUUAAGUUGUAGUCUUAGGAAUUGUAUUUGAAAUUAGAGCACGCUCCUGCCAUCAUUAUGACAAAUUGUUACCUAUGUCAAAAGCAAAUUGCAUUUUUCGUUGUUUACUUUUUUUGUGUUUUUUUUUUUUAGCUUAGUUUCUUUUCUGAAA